UUCUCUUUGGAAUUUGGAUAUCUAUUAAAUUGUGCCCAUUGUGCUCUUUGAUAUUACAAAACUGUCAAAAGUUAAACAAUGUCCUCAAGAAUUUAUUUUAUAUUUUUUUCAGUGUUUCCCGGUGGCAUAAUUAUGUAUGAAGUAUUUUAAGAUGGAUUCAUGGUCGAAUUUGUGUCGAUGCUGUUUGUCUCCCGAAACAGAUGUGUCACUUUUGAAUGACGACGAAAACCUUAGAGAGCAGUUUUUGGAAACAACUAGUGUUGAGGUGAAGCAAGGUGACGGAUUACCACACAACCUGUGCAAUAAUUGUUAUUCACUUAUGAUUUCAGCAUAUGAGUUUCGGUCACAGUGUAUCAAAGUAGACAAAGAAUUGAAAAUUCAACUUGAAACACCAAUGAAACCGAGUCAAAGUGAACAGUUCUCUCGUAUAGAAACACAAAUGAAAGCAACUUCAAAUAUGACUAUAGAAGAUGUCGCCAAGGAAUCAAUGAAGCAUCUAGAGAGCAUAAUAAAAGAGGAACCGAGUGACAGUGAUGAUGACUUCUACUAUGUUGUUGUUGUUGAUAAUCCUGACGACCAGAAGGAUGAAGAUGAUGCCACAAAUAACGGAAUGAAAGAGUCCAACACUCAAGAUGUAAGUAACUUUCAAGACCAUCAAAUGGAAGUCGAUAACAAAAACAAUUCAAUUCAUUUUCACAAUAAAACAAGUAGCACACCAUUUGAGAAUAAUAUUGAGUCAUUCCUUAAUCCAAAAGUUUCUGUAAAUGUACCAGCUACUAUACUGGAAAAUGAAGAGGGUCAAGACUUUGAUGAUAAUUACAUGGAUGUCAACGAUGUAAGCCAACCAUCACAAGAUCAAACACUUUCAAUAAUUGACGACUCCCAAGAUAAACGUUACUCUAUUGAGGUUCCAGGGAACGUAGUUAACAAUCUACAAAACAAAAAUUUCAUUAAAAUCCUCACUCCAUCUGGCGCUGAACGGACGAUACUUCUUAAGGGUAAUGAAGCUAUUAAAUACAUAACAGAUCCUCACAUGGUGAAAGCUGUAGAUGAAGAUUCAGCUCCUGAAGAGGUGAUAUUCUAUGAAGGUGAUGAAUCUGAUCUUCAAAUACUGAAAUGUGAUGGUUCAGAAUUAAUUAUAGAAUAUGCAGAUGACAGUCAUAUUUCAACUGUCAUACAACAAGACGAUGGCACAUUUUUAUGUGAAUGUGGCGAGCAAUUUGAUGAUUUGGACAAGUAUCAGGUUCAUCAAGUGAAACAUAAUCCAGGUGAUGAUUUUUUAUGUAGCUUAUGUGGUAAAGGUUUUGAGACAGGUGAAAUCCUAGCGGGGCAUAUGAUACUUCACAGUUCAACAGGUUUCCUUGUAACAUGCCCAUUCUGUAACCAGGACAUCAAAAGAAAUAAUCUUACUCAACAUAUAAAAUACACCCAUAAUGUAAAACCUCAAUGUAGUUUGUGCAAGAAAACAUUUGCGAACCAAAAUAAUCUCAAACGUCAUAUGAUGAUACAUAGUGGUAUAAAAGACUUUGAAUGUGAAAUUUGCCACAAACGAUUCCAUCAAAAAAUUACAAUGCAAACACACAGGCUGACACAUGUUAAUCCUUUUACGUGUUAUCAAUGUGGUAUUAAGUUCGAAAACAAAAUUGCUUUAACUUCGCAUAAGGCUAGUGAUGAUUGUCAGAAAAUGAGACGGUCAAAAGUUAAAGAAGAGUUGAUGAAGACGGUGAAACAAGAAAUAAUGACCAAUGCUGGUAAGUUGUUGGGAUUUGCUUGUUCACUGUGCAAGAAAAUGUUUUCAGUUGAGUCUGCUUUGGAUCAACAUGUUGAAAGUAAACAUCUGAUGGAUCAUGAUGAUUCCAGUGGAGAAGGAAAAUUUAGAAGGGCUUCGAAGAGGUUUGAUUGUUUGAUUUGUGGUAAAGGAUGUGCCAGUCAAGCUAUGUUGAUCAUGCAUGAACGUGUCCACACUAACGAGCGACCGUUUCCAUGCCAACUGUGUUCAUUGCGAUUCAAGACUAGAACACAUUUGCGAACACAUCAGUUAACUCACACUAGAGAGAAAAAGUUUGGUUGUUCAGUUUGUAUGAAAUUCUUUGCAUUAAAAGGAAACUUGGUUGUGCACUUAAGAACUCACACCGGAGAGCGGCCUUAUAUCUGUACAAUUUGUGGCGAGGCCUUCAUUGACUCGAAAUAUCUUAAAAAGCACAAACAAAAGAAGCAUGCAAUAGAAAAUGUUCCGUGGAACAAGUAUGAAUAAUGAGCUAAUUUUGUAAAUAAAACAAGUGCUAAUUCUGUUGCACACAAACAUAAUUGACAGGUCUAAAUCUAGUGCUACAGUUUUCCACGAGGAGCAUUGAAAAGGGGGUCAUUGUCAUUUUAGGUCAGAGAUUGUGUACAGCAGAAUUGGCAUCAAUGUUCAUAUAUUAUUAUGAUUAUAUUAUUAGGGGGCUUAAAUCUAGCUUGAAGACAGGUAAAAAUUUAUCCAAAGGUCUGAUUGAUAUUCAUAGAUUUAGUAUGCAAAAAAAAGUGGAAUGUAUUUAAAUGAUCAUUUUAAUUUUGCAAAAUGGUUAUCAUUCUUAAUGACUGAUCCUCUUUUUCAAUGAUUCUGAUCUUAGAGAAUUUUUGUUACUGUGUUUUUGUAUUAUUAAGUACCCAAUAGAACCUAGGCCAGGUUUAUUAGAGGAUCAAAUAAUAUUGUCCCAAAAAAAAUUUUGCAUGAAAAUGAUUUUGUUUUAAGCUAGUAAGUAAUGAUUUUGUGUUUUUGUUUUGUUUUCUUAUCAAGAAAGGUUAGUAGUCAAAAUAUUUUUAACAGAAAGUUGAAAAUGGCCUCUAAUAAUAAUUAAGACUGAAAGAGGAAGGGCUAUUUAUACUUUAAAUAUUGUGUAAGUAAGGUUUCA
Molecule: messenger RNA, 2894 nt
Organism: Maniola jurtina (meadow brown)
Lineage: Eukaryota; Metazoa; Arthropoda; Insecta; Lepidoptera; Nymphalidae
Product: gastrula zinc finger protein XlCGF58.1-like
Exons: 2
Coding region: 137-2254 (705 amino acids)
Biological process (GO): regulation of transcription by RNA polymerase II
Cellular component (GO): nucleus
Molecular function (GO): RNA polymerase II cis-regulatory region sequence-specific DNA binding; DNA-binding transcription factor activity; zinc ion binding
Source: RefSeq, a predicted model, not a curated record